UCAUGACGUCGCUACUUCCGGAUACUUCCAGGCUGUGUUUUGUUGUCGGGUGGAGGUGGAGAGACUGUUUUCUUCUUUUAUUUUUGAUUAUUUGACCUGCUCGCUUACACCAGUGUCGACAUGAAUCGUAUCUUCGGACGAGGAAAGGCCAAAGGACCGCCACCGAACCUGACGGACUGUAUAUCGGGUGUUGACUCACGAGCAGAGUCUAUCGAUAAAAAGGUAGCCAGACUUGAUGCUGAACUGAUGAAAUACAAAGAUCAAAUGAAGAAAAUGAGGGAUGGCCCAUCAAAGAACAUGGUGAAACAGAAAGCCAUGAGAGUCCUCAAGCAGAAGAGAAUGUAUGAGGGGCAGAGAGAUCAGUUGAUGCAGCAGUCAUUUAACAUGGAACAAGCAAACUACACCAUCCAGACACUAAAAGACACCAAGACCACUGUGGACGCAAUGAAAAUCGGUGCCAAAGAAAUGAAAAAAGCAUACAAGAAUGUUAAAAUUGAUCAGAUCGAGGAUCUACAAGAUCAGUUGGAGGACAUGAUGGAAGAUGCUAAUGAAGUGCAAGAAGCUCUCAGCCGCAGCUACGGGACACCAGACAUCGAUGAAGAUGACCUGGAAGCAGAACUGGACGCACUCGGUGAUGAACUCCUCUUGGACGAUGACAACUCCUACCUGGAUGAGGCUUCUUCUGCUCCAGCUAUACCCGAAGGAGUACCAGGAGACAGAAGCACGAAUCGGGACGGUGUACUGGUGGAUGAGUUUGGCCUUCCUCAGAUUCCAGCCACAUAAUGAAACCAAAGGACAAUACAUCCUAAACCCUCGAAAGAUUCGGACACAAACACUGGGACAGACCUUCAACGUCAAGAUGUUAUCAGUUUUUAAAAUCAGUCUUGAUCGAUGUAUAAUCUUUUGCUUCAUAAGAAAUAUAUCAAUGCUAUCUUUCAACAUUAAUAAUUGGGUUCGGAAUUUGUUGGUUGGUUUCUUUCUGACCUUGUAGAUAGGAUUUAUGUUCUGAAGGAUAUACACCAGAAGGUGGUUUACUUUGUACUGCAAUACACUUUAUUGAAAGCAUAAAUAAAUAUAAUUUACAUACAA
Molecule: messenger RNA, 1089 nt
Organism: Puntigrus tetrazona (Sumatra barb)
Lineage: Eukaryota; Metazoa; Chordata; Actinopteri; Cypriniformes; Cyprinidae
Gene: chmp5b
Product: charged multivesicular body protein 5b
Exons: 8
Coding region: 121-783 (220 amino acids)
Biological process (GO): late endosome to vacuole transport via multivesicular body sorting pathway; vesicle budding from membrane
Cellular component (GO): multivesicular body
Source: RefSeq, a predicted model, not a curated record